Messenger RNA from Lobosporangium transversale, 1100 nucleotides. Its product is annotated as Polymerase/histidinol phosphatase-like protein. Gene Ontology annotation, molecular function: 5'-3' DNA exonuclease activity; 5'-3' RNA exonuclease activity. The transcript has 4 exons. The record is from RefSeq and is a predicted model, not a curated record. The annotation marks the transcript as partial. Lineage: Eukaryota; Fungi; Mortierellomycota; Mortierellomycetes; Mortierellales; Mortierellaceae.
AUCAAUACGAUGUCUUGUUGGACGGACAUUCUCAUUCAUGGUAUUCGGAUGGAAGGAUGGACCCGGAGACAUUGUUGAAAUGGCAUAUUGCGAAUGGAUAUAAUGCUGUGAUUGUAAGCGAUCAUAAUACGAUCGAAGGAGGAUUAGCAGCUCAGGAAAUUGCGCUCGAAAAAUAUGCAGACAAGAUCACUGUAAUCCCAGCCAUGGAAUUAUCAUGCUGUCGAUUCCAUAUGAACCUGAUUGGGAUUAAUGAGACUAUUGAUAUUGCAAUGACAAAGUGGCCAACGGAUGAACAAAUCAAGGCAACGAUCGAUAGGACUCAUCAACUUGGAGGAUUGGCCAUCAUCAACCAUAUCCCAUGGAGCAAUGCCACAGAAUACGGUUACAAUUUGCCAAGGAUGCAAAGACAUCCGAGUCGAGAAGCUCUGGUGGAGAUGGGCAUUGAUGGGUUCGAGAUUGUGAAUGGGGCAACAUUGGAUACAAUCUCACUCAAAUUCAUUCAAGAUCACAAUCUACUCUUGAUCACGGGCACAGAUGUUCAUUAUCCAGAUUCGACCGCCUACAGUUGGACCAUCCUCAAUACCAACGGGAAUCGAACAGCAGCCAAUAUCAUGGAUCAAUUAAGGGCUCGUAGGACCUCUUUUUUAUUUGAUCCGGCAGGAACCCUGUACAUGUCCUAUCCUGUUGAGAACCCAGAUUAUUUCUGGUCUGCCCCUCCGACCCUUUUGGGCAAUUACUUUAGAAUGUUCUGGGGGGAUAAGACAGGGAUGUAUUCAUUCUCACCCGAAGGUGGGUUCUGUCAUGAGAGCUAUGUGUUUUUUCGGUAUGACCUCAUUGCCUAUUUUAUCGCUUGGGUCGUGAUCGGCUUCUUGUUGUUCGAGGCAGGUCGGUUGGUCGUGGUCGGAUGUAUUUGGGGACCCUUCCAACGAAGACGCAGGUAUAUGAGAAGAAAGAGGAAACAGCUUCAUAAAAACAGCCAUACUAGUCAUAAUAUGAAUAAUACUGAGGAGAGCACUACUAGUUGUAGUGGCAGCGACUCUGAGGGUCAAGCAAAUAGAACAAGCAGCCGUAUGGAUGAGGCAGCAGUAUUCCGAGCAUGA